AUGAGGGCCCAAACCACCAUCAGCAACGUCCUGAGGGCAGUGGUCAUCGUCUCUGGUCUCACAACUGCCACCCCCCUCCUCCGUCGAUGGACUGUUGGUCAGACUGUCAACACCACUGGCGGAUUGGUCAAUGGUCAUGCCGCCCCCGACGUGGACCAGGUUUCUGAGUAUCUGGGUAUUCCGUACGCUGAGCCGCCCGUCGGUAGCUUGCGCUUUCAGCCUCCCGUCAAGUUCACCGGCACCAAAGCUAUUAACGGCUCCGCUUUCGGCCAUCAAUGCAUGCAACCAGCCGGCAGCAGCACCUCUCUCGACGCCAUCAAGAAGCUUGGUGUUCCAGCCUCAGCUGCGGUAGUUCUCACCGCACUCACCGACACCGGCUCUCAGAGUGAAGACUGCUUGACUCUGAAUGUGUGGUCGAAGCAACAAGCCGGUGAUGCCAAGAAGGCUGUGUUGGUCUGGAUUCACGGAGGCGCCUUCACAACAGGAAGCUCCCGAACCGCCGCCUACAACGGAAGGUUCAUUGCGGACGAGAAUGACGUUGUGGUCGUGUCCAUGAACUACCGCCUCAACGUCUUCGGCUUUCCUGGAAAUCCCGCUACGGCACCUAACCUUGGACUUCUCGACAUCCGCAUGGCCCUUCAAUGGGUCCGGGACAACGUUGGCAGGUUUGGAGGCGACUCUCAGCGCAUUACAAUCUUCGGCCAGAGUGCUGGUGGGUCGCUCGUGGACUACUACUCGUAUGCCUACGCGUCCGAUCCGAUUGCCAAUGGCUUCAUCCCGAUGAGCGGAGUCGCCACGGGCUUUGGUGUCUUCACCAACGAAACCGUUAAUGCCAAGUGGUUCAACGUUACCAGCAACGUCGGUUGCGGCGGCAACACAACAGACCCCAAGACCGUGUCUGAGUGCAUGCUCAGCAAGACUGCUGAAGAGAUCAUUGGUAAGGGAUUGUCUGCCAGCGACGCCGGAUUGGGCUCCGCGAACGGUCUCUCCUUUGCACCAACGGUCGACGAUGCGCUUGUGUUUGCCGACUACAGCGGCCGCCCAUCGGCCGAUGGCGGCUACGUGAUCGGCAACCUGGAAAAUGAGGCCGGUCUGUUUAAGCUCGGGAGCCCGGACACCAACGAAACGUACUGGCUCGGACUCAACAACGUAGCCUUCACCUGCCCGGCUGGCAGACGAGCGGCACGAGCCGUCACUGCUGGCCAUCCCACCUGGAGAUACCGCUACUUUGGCGAUUUCCCCAACCUUGCCAUCACCACGACGCCUGCUAGCGGUGCAUGGCAUGCAUCUGAGCUCCCUGUUCUUUUCAACACCGUGCCCCAGUCAGCGAUUAACAGCACCGUACAAGAAGUGGCCGUCGGCAAGUACCUUCGCGGCGCCUGGGCUGCUUUUGCCAAGAACACCAAGACGGGGCUGAUCGACUACGACUGCCACGGCAUGUGGCCGAUGUACAAGCUCGACGACGAGAAAACCAUGAACCGCAUCUCGUUCGCCAAUGGCACCGGCAGCAACCUAGUCGCCGGCGGUUCUUACGACGGCUUGUGCGCGAUACUGGGCGUGCCCGUCAACUGA
Molecule: messenger RNA, 1572 nt
Organism: Colletotrichum chrysophilum
Lineage: Eukaryota; Fungi; Ascomycota; Sordariomycetes; Glomerellales; Glomerellaceae
Exons: 6
Coding region: 1-1572 (523 amino acids)
Molecular function (GO): hydrolase activity
Source: RefSeq, a predicted model, not a curated record